Messenger RNA from Gryllus bimaculatus (two-spotted cricket), 1209 nucleotides. The record is from the annotation of a GenBank genome assembly. NCBI's taxonomy places the organism in Eukaryota, Metazoa, Arthropoda, Insecta, Orthoptera, Gryllidae.
UUGUCUCUUUCUUUAACAGGAGGAUCUUUAAAUGGGUACUUGAGUAUUGCAUUUUCUGAGAAAGAGUUAUUGGUAUCGUUAGGAACAUAUCCUGACUUUCUAAUUACAAUAUGGAACUGGAGAAAUGGAGAGAAAUUGGUAACACAAGAAUCAGUACUUCGCGAAGAAAAUCAAAUGUUGAAGUGCAACUUUGGUUCUGUAUUCUCUAUAGAAGGAGAGCAAAGAAAUGUUUCAUUAGCCAUUAAAUGGGAUGGCAUAAGGGGCCACACAACCCCGUGUAUGGCUUGGCAUAAAAAUGGCAUUGUCUUAGCCGGCCCAGACGGAACAAUAAAGCUUUAUACUGUUGUUGCACGUCGCAGAGCAAGCAUUUCAAAAGGUCCUGCACCAACUGGCCCUGCCUGGAAAUUAGUAUGGACAGCUCACCCAAAAUAUCCUUUUGCGGCAUUGUGUGGAGCAGAACAUCAUGGUAUCCACGAACUUUAUGGAUUUACUGUCAGGGGAGAGCUCUAUUCCCUCUCUGAAAAUAAUUUAAAUCAAGUUAAAAACUUUGGAGCGGGAAUCAAGGAUUUUUAUUUCAUUUAUCCUCAAAUGGACUACAUUGUUACUCUCAACAAUGCUGGAAACUUGAUGGUGUGGUAUAAGGGAACAGGACAAAUGGUAGCUGGGAUGCAUCUGGGGCAAAACUGUCAUAAUAUGCACGCAAGUCCUGCAGCUCCCCUUCUGGCAGUAGGCCGUUCAGAUGGAUAUAUCAUUUUGGUGAGUGUGGAGAAACCUACAGAGCCAACUAUAGUGGGAGAAUUGCCCUUAUGCCUUGACGAUAUCGGUCUUCUGGCAUUCACCAGCAGUGGCAAACACCUGCUCGCAGGAACCAAGACGACUGGCCACAUCUUUGUGCUGAAGGUGGAGUCGGACGACGGGAUGCCGACGCUGCGGCCGCGCCUGAAGGUGGCGCUGGCGUCGGGCCACCAGAUUCGCAGCACGACCGUGCGGCUGGCGCGUGACGUGGUGGUGACUUGGGGCGCGGACGGGCUGGUGGUGCUGCGGUGCGCCGCCACGCUGCGCCCGCUCGCCGCCAUCACCGGGCACCACCGCGCCGACGGGGGCGUGGCCCGAGCGCGCACCGACCCCGGCGCCACCAUGCUGCUCUCGCUCGGCUACGACGGCGCCUUCGUCGCCACCGACAUGCGCGCGCCAGGGUGCGCGCUCUCU